This is a messenger RNA of Tarenaya hassleriana, 1219 nucleotides long. Its product is annotated as homeobox-leucine zipper protein ATHB-7-like. The record is from RefSeq and is a predicted model, not a curated record. Gene Ontology annotation, molecular function: DNA-binding transcription factor activity, RNA polymerase II-specific; sequence-specific DNA binding. The transcript has 2 exons. Gene Ontology annotation, biological process: positive regulation of DNA-templated transcription. Gene Ontology annotation, cellular component: nucleus. NCBI's taxonomy places the organism in Eukaryota, Viridiplantae, Streptophyta, Magnoliopsida, Brassicales, Cleomaceae. Bases 193 to 912 code for a protein of 239 amino acids.
UUUGCAACAGGCCCUACAGUAAUACAUACACUGAUACACACACACAUUUGUAUAUAAAGGGGCCAAUACCACCAUCACCGAGAUUCCAAAGGAAAAAAAAUCGAAAAACCUCUUCUUCCAGAACUUGAAACAGCAGAAUUUCCAUCAAGACUGAUCCAAACGAGAGCCCCAAAUAUUCAAAAACUUCAAUCCAUGUCGGAAAGAGGAGAAUAUUCUCCUCCGGCGGCUAUUCCGGCGAUGUCGGCCGUCCCUCUUAGCUGCAUCAGCGAACUCGCAGCGAUGACCGUGAAGAAGAAGAAGUGCAAUAACCAGAAGAGAUUCAGCGAUGAACAGAUCAAGUCAUUGGAGCUCAUGUUCGAGACAGAGACGAGGCUUGAACCCAGGAAGAAGGUUCAACUGGCCCGAGAACUCGGGUUGCAGCCGAGGCAGGUGGCUAUAUGGUUCCAGAACAAGAGGGCGCGUUGGAAAUCCAAGCAGCUCGAGAAGGAGUACAACAUUCUCAAAGCUAAUUACAACAACUUGGCUUCCCAGUGCGAAGCUCUGAAGAAAGAAAAGCAGGCUUUGGCUUCUGAGUUGCAGAGGCUGAACGAGCUGAUGCAGAAAUCGCAGGAGGAAGUGCAGUGUUGUGGGCAAGGCGCGGCUCUAAGCAGCACGGAUCAUGAGUCGGAUAACGGCGAGAACGCGAGGUGUGAACCUGAAGUGAAGCAUGAGAACGGACCAUGGGCUUUGUCCGACGACGACAACAACAUCAAGGCAGAGUAUUUCGGGCUCGAUGAAGAUCCAGACCUUAUGGGCAUCGUGGAACCAGCUGAUAGUUGCUUAACCUCAUCCGACGACUGGGGAGGGUUCAAGUCUGAUGCCCUUUUGGACCAAUCGAGCAGCAGCUAUCCAUGGUGGGAUUUCUGGUCCUGAAAGUUGAAAAAACAGAUGCAUAUGAAGAAUGAUUCGGCGGGCUAUGAGGAUCGGAACGUUUCUAAAGCAUUAUAAACAAUAUCAGAAGGAUUGAGCAGAAUAUAGAGACGUUCCACAGACUCUGUUCGCUAUCCAGCAAAUGGGUUUGUCGCUCGCACGACUUUACAGGGAUUUAGAGCUGAAAAAUGUUACCAACAAAGCAGUCAACACUUUGCGUUUGUGUAUAAACUCUCUCUCUCUCUCUCUCUCUCUCUCUCUCUCUCUCUCUCUCUCUCUCAAUCCUGCUUAUGUGCUCUAGUGUUGUAUA